Bactrocera latifrons is the source of this 1176-nucleotide messenger RNA. RefSeq lists its product as uncharacterized. The record is from RefSeq and is a predicted model, not a curated record. NCBI's taxonomy places the organism in Eukaryota, Metazoa, Arthropoda, Insecta, Diptera, Tephritidae.
CAGUCUGCAGCCGGCAAACGCAGAGGACGCAUCAGUGGAUCUGAUUUGGUCCAUACUURGCGACUAAACUUGACUUGUGCAUAUUUGUUCAAACGAAAUGAAAAGUUUAGAACUGGUUCAGCGUCGAUUUGUUGCUGGCGGUGUUUUCUUGGCCUUAUUGCUUUUACGCGCGCCGGCCAGUGGACAACCGGUUAAUGAUGAGUUGUCCGCGAACAAUGCAGAAGCCAAAGUUAUUUAUGAUCAAAGGCAAAGUGGUAAAUACAAUAUACGCAUCAAUAUUAAGGAUGUGGCUAUCAUAGAAAUGGAUAAUAGUGGCUUYGGUGAUGAGAACUUUGGCGAGGAAGAUUAUUAUUAUGACGAAGAGGAUUUAACGGUUAAGCCCUUAAAUUUCACCAAACCGCCGAAAGUAACGACUUCGCAUGAAGCGCUUUGCUCAGCAGAGUCACARCAAGUCACCUCAUCACCAACACAAGCAACAUUAUUGCCAACAAAAUUAGAGGAAUCCACAAACACGCAUUCGACAACAAUUGCAACGAGCGUGUAUCAACCAAAUUAUAACACCAACAUAUUGACAGACACCAUGUCAUCGCAAGCAACACCGAGUCAGACAACACCGGAAAGUAUCGGCACCAGUUUCAGACUACUUCCGUCACUCCAAUUGACUCAGUCGGUGUCUGAACCACGUUCACACCAUAGCAUAAUUUCCAGAUUAUCAACAGCGCGUCCAAUAAGCGAGUCUAUGAAGCCAACACUUAUCUCGCCAAUUGCUGUUCAAGAAUCACCGAAGUUCKCAGGAAGUUUACCAAAUGCUCAAAAGCGUCAUCACAACUUUGUAAAUAAAUAUAGCAUGCCGCAAACASCAAUUUCGCCGCUCUAUCCGCUGGCUAAAGGAUAUGGCCAACGUUGCCGAACACACCAAUACCGUGACGUAAAUGGCGGUUGUCGCAAUAAGCGCUCUUCUUCAUUUCUAAAAAAAUUGCUUAGCAUCAUUGCCACGUUUCCACGCGAGCUUGUCAAAGAUGUUCCUGACGAAUAAGCGCACAAAGAAAGCACGCGAUCCAGUUGAAUGUACGAGCACACACAGAUCGCAGCAUUAUAAAGGAAACAAUUUAAUGUGAAAAUUACUUGCAUAGAUACGUUUUAUAUUAUGCAUUAGGGCGAGCCAAAAAAAAAAAA